Messenger RNA from Synchiropus splendidus (mandarinfish), 2446 nucleotides. RefSeq names its product kelch domain-containing protein 10-like. Bases 153 to 1403 code for a protein of 416 amino acids. Gene Ontology annotation, molecular function: protein binding. The record is from RefSeq and is a predicted model, not a curated record. The transcript has 10 exons. Gene Ontology annotation, biological process: positive regulation of stress-activated MAPK cascade. NCBI's taxonomy places the organism in Eukaryota, Metazoa, Chordata, Actinopteri, Syngnathiformes, Callionymidae.
UGACGCCGCAGCCUGGAGCAGGUGAGGACGGUUGCGUCGUAAUGAUGUUGUGAUUGCGGGAAUCUGCUGCUAGCAAAACAUUUUUCUGAACACUUUGAAUUGUCCACUGAAACCGUGUGCCAAGCCUCUCUCGGCCCGUGGAGGGAGUGAAGAUGUCAGCCGAGUGGGACGACCCCUUCAACCAGCUCAAUAAGUUCGAGAAACUGUCGUGGAGGCCACAGAUCCCAGAAUCAGUCACUAAGAAGCGGACACGAUGGCUGCACGCCCGGCGACCAUUCUCUCCUACCUCCCUCAACCUUCGGAUUCCUAACAGGUUUCUAAGAGAAGGACUUUGUGUCCCCCCGGCCCGAAGUGGUCACCGCUGUGUGGCAGACAGCACCAAUUUGUAUCUUUUUGGCGGCUACAACCCAAACUAUGAAGAAGCGGGAGGUUCAGAGAACGAGUUCUAUCCACUCUUCAGGGAGCUUUGGCGCUUUCAUUUCGCCACUAGCACCUGGCAGAAGGUGCAGACGGAAGGUUAUAUGCCCACAGAGUUGGCCUCGAUGUCAGCUGUUUUUCAUGGCAGCAACCUUCUAGUCUUUGGCGGAACAGGAAUCCCGUUUGGUGAAAACAAUGGUCAUGACGUCCAUGUCUGCAACGUCCAGUACAAACGUUGGAACCUGCUGAAUUGCAGAGGAAAGAAGCCCAACAAGAUUUACGGCCAGGCGAUGGUCAUCAUAAACGACUUCCUGUAUGUGUUCGGGGGAACAACGGGUUAUAUCUACAGCACUGACCUGCACAGGCUGGACUUGACCACCCGAGAGUGGACACAUCUUAAACCAAAUAACGCACCUACCGAUCUACCUGAGGAAAGGUACAGACAUGAGAUUGCGCACGAUGAGCACCGAAUAUACAUUCUAGGAGGCGGGACUUCCUGGACGUCAUAUUCCCUUGAUAAGAUCCAUGCGUACAACUUGGAGACAAAUUACUGGGAAGAAAUCCUCACAAAACCACACCCAAGAAUAGGAUAUCCCGCUGCACGUCGGUGCCAUAGCUGUGUCCAGGUCAAACGCGAGGUUUUCAUCUGUGGUGGUUACAAUGGAGAGCUGAUCCUUCCGGAUGUCUGGAAGCUAAACCUCCUGACCUUUCAGUGGACCAAACUACCAGCUGUCAUGCCAGAACCAGCUUACUUCCACUGUGCUGCUGUCACUCCGGCUGGCUGCAUGUAUGUCCAUGGCGGGGUGGUCAACAUGUCCGGAAACAGAAGAACCAGCUCCCUCUACAAAGUGUGGCUGGUGGUGCCGAGCCUGCUGGAGCUGACCUGGGAGAGACUGCUCAAGUGCUUCCCUCACUUAUCUCAGCUGUCAAACCUUCAGCUGCUCAGCCUGGGACUCACACACACGCUGAUUCAACGACUCAAAUAGAGCCUUUUUAUAAACCAACAGCACUGACUCCUGAGAUCUUGAAAAGACCGGGACAUCUUAAAGUGGAUAUUUUCACAUGCACUGUUGGAUUCUUGUGAACGGCUGGACUUGUUCCUCUUUGUCUUUUUUUUUUUUUUUUUUAGAAGCCACUGUGAUCUGUCUUUGGCAUGCUUUUACUCUUCAAUGCUGUCGUGUAUCAUGAGUUUUGCAAAGAUCUAAUCAUUGUCAUUGAAGGAGGAAAAUAUAUUUUUAAUUCUACACAUGAAGACACUUUCACUGAACCCAUUCCUGUCUGUCUACUGGUUAGCUGCCUACUCUUUGUUGUUCUCAUGAAUUAGUAGCAAGGUGUACACUCAAAGCAGAAAUGUUUCAGGAUUCAAAUGUGUCCAUUGUUUGUGUUAGAUACUGAAUAUCACUUCCUUUUUACUGAGUCUUAACACACCAAGAGCCACAUUCGAUCUUGUUUACAAGUGCCUCUAUUGUUUUGUUUUUUCUCAAAUUCAUUUGAAUUUUGGAUUUGUGGCCUUGUCCGUGUACCGUUCACCCUGAGCCUUUAAGUUUCUUAACUUCACUACACUUCUUACUGAUGUAAACACCAAGCUUCACACUAACAACUCAAUCAAGCAAAUGCCAAUCUUUGCGUUUUUCUUACUGGUUUUAUUGCUGUGUUUUAAUACAACAGGCUAAUUUACUUCUUAUAUUAAAAUAUAGGUCAAAUCCAAUUGUUUUCAUUUGCUUUUUACUGGUGGACUUCUUAAGGCUGUGUAACUAGAACAACACUGAGACAGGAGAACAAGAUGGACCGGUGCUACUCUGUAAUCAAAUCAUUUUUGUUCUUCAACUGUCUUCAACAGAUCAGAUUUACUUCUGGUGCUGCCUUCAUUUUUUUGUUUUUUUGACGUUAAUAAAAUUUGGAUGAUGUUCUGCAUGUCAGUAAGUCAUGCAUGCAUGUGAACUGAAAGAAAAGCUGAAUGUUUCCCAAGUUACUGUGAUAGUAAUGUAUUUAAUGCUCUGUACAAACAAUAAAAAACACAGGCAGCUGA